AUGGCCGAUAAAAAUGUGAAUUUGGGACCAGUAUACUUGAAAAACCGCAAUUUUACCGAAAACAAAACAUAUGAACGCAUGUCAGAAAACUCGUGGAACGUCAAUAGUGCAUUUCAGCCGAAGGAUGAUGGAAAUACAAGUGUUGAAAUCGACGAAAAUAUAUUGGGUAAUCAAAUACAUAAUUAUAGGAAAAUAAAAACACUCGAAGAAAACAUUCGGAAGGAUAUAGUUAGCGAUAAGAAUUCGAUGCAUAGGUCAAUCACUCCGGUAUUAAUGCUUGCUAGAUUUUUCGCUUUACUGCCUGUACAAGGUAUAAGAAGUCGAAAUACCAGUUAUUUAGUUUUCGACUGGUUCAGUUGGUCGGUAAUAUACGUUUUGAUAGUUCUUGCAUCGUCAUUCUUAAUCACAAGUCUAUCUUUAUACAAAGUGUACAAGACGGGCUUGACAUAUUAUAGUACAGUUGAAAUUGUAUUCUUCGGAAGCUCGCUAGUUAUUUACAUUAUUUUCAUAAAACUGGCUAGAGGAUGGCCAAAAGUGAUGAAAAAGUGGGAACUGGCAGAGAGGGAAAUGAGACAAUUUGGACACCCCCGUCAUACCGCGUUAAAAUUUAAAUUAUUAUCAGGCGUUAUCAUGGUUCUGGCAAUAAUCGAACAUUUAUCUGCCAUUCUAAAAGGAAUAGUCAAGGCUAUUCCUUGCUCUACCGGCGGACUGGAUAUUUUUCGAACUUAUUUUGCUAUGUCAUUUAGUCAAGUCUUUAGCGUGGUCGAAUUUUCAUGGGUAAUAGCUUUGCCCGUUGGAUUUUUAAAUCUUAUAAUUGCCUGUGCUUGGAACUUCAUGGAUUUGUUUAUUAUUAUACUAUCGUGUGGUCUUUCUGACAGAUUCAAACAAUUAAAUCGUCGUUUAUCUGCUGUCAAAGGGAAGGUUCUCCCAAGCACAUAUUGGCGGAAAUCGAGAGAAACAUAUAAUCUCUUGGCGUCAUUGACUCGAGAUUUCGACGAUUUUCUAUCACCAGUGAUUCUAUUAUCUUUCGCCAAUAACCUAUACUUCAUUUGUCUUCAGCUAUUGAACAGUUUAAAACCUAUGCACAAUAUUUGGGAAGCGUUGUACUUUGUGUAUUCGUUUAGUUAUUUGGUCGGUAGAACAUGUGCCGUUUCCUUAUGCGCGGCCUCGAUAAACGACCAGAGCAAACAACCAAGAAAUGUUCUUUUUUCAGUGCCAACAGAAAGUUAUGGCGUAGAGGUAGCAAGGUUCUUAACCCAGGUGACAUCCGACGAACUAGCAUUGACUGGGUGUCGGUUUUUUUCAGUCACUAGAACACUAAUGUUAACGGUUGCUGGAACUAUUGUUACAUACGAGAUUGUAUUGGUACAAUUCAAUAGCGUAACCAACGAAGCCAUUAACCAAAACAACACACUGGAUUGUCCAUAAUGGUGAAUUGAACACAUAAUAAUUACAAAAAUUCAACU
This is a messenger RNA of Adelges cooleyi (spruce gall adelgid), 1466 nucleotides long. Its product is annotated as gustatory receptor for sugar taste 64f-like. Gene Ontology annotation, cellular component: membrane. Gene Ontology annotation, molecular function: sweet taste receptor activity. NCBI's taxonomy places the organism in Eukaryota, Metazoa, Arthropoda, Insecta, Hemiptera, Adelgidae. The transcript has 9 exons. Gene Ontology annotation, biological process: sensory perception of sweet taste; detection of chemical stimulus involved in sensory perception of taste. The coding region runs from base 1 to 1428 and encodes 475 amino acids. The record is from RefSeq and is a predicted model, not a curated record.